Molecule: messenger RNA, 1655 nt
Organism: Urocitellus parryii (Arctic ground squirrel)
Lineage: Eukaryota; Metazoa; Chordata; Mammalia; Rodentia; Sciuridae
Gene: Psmf1
Product: proteasome inhibitor subunit 1
Biological process (GO): proteasome-mediated ubiquitin-dependent protein catabolic process
Molecular function (GO): endopeptidase inhibitor activity; proteasome binding
Source: RefSeq, a predicted model, not a curated record
CCCGGACAGAUCCCUUUGGGGCGCCGGGAGAGACCGGACAGAAGCCGCGGGAGGGCGGGGCGGAGUAAUAGCCACGCGUGGGCGGAGCCAUCCCUGAAGUGUUACCUUCCUCCUUCCGCCCGCAGGAGCCGAGCGCACUGAUGGCGGGCUUGGAGGUGCUCUACGAGUCGGCGGCGCCGUCCAUCACCUGCACGCAGGACGCGCUGGUCUGCUUCCUGCACUGGGAGGUGGUGACGCACGGCUACUACGGCCUGGGCACCGGCGACCAGCCAGGUCCCAGUGAUAAGAAGUCAGAGCUGCUGCCAGCUGGGUGGAACAACAGUAAAGACCUGUAUGUCCUCCGGUAUGAGUCCAAGGACGGCUCCAGAAAGCUCCUUGUGAAAGCCAUCACCAUGGAGACCAGCAUGAUCAUCAAUGUGCUGGAAUAUGGCUCGCAGCAGGUGGCAGACUUGACCCUGAACUUGGAUGAUUAUAUCAGUGCAGAAGACCUGCAUGACUUCCACAGGACCUAUAAGAACAGUGAGGAGCUCCGGUCUCGGAUCCUGUCUGGAAUCAUCUCACCCAUCCAUGAGCAGUGGGACAAGGCUAGUGUGAGCAGUCCCCAUCGGGAGUUUCCCCCUGCCACAGCCAGAGAGGUGGACCCCCUCCGGAUUCCCUCUCACCAUCCGCACACCAGCCGGCAGCCUCCCUGGUGUGAUCCCCUGGGCCCAUUUGCUGUCGGGGGAGAAGACCUAGACCCUUUUGGGUGUCGGAGAGGUGGCAUGGUUGUGGAUCCCCUGAGAUCCGGUUUCCCGAGAGCUCUUAUUGACCCAUCUUCAGGCCUCCCAAACCGUCUUCCUCCAGGCGCUGUGCCCCCAGGAGCUCGCUUUGACCCCUUUGGGCCCAUUGGGACCAGCCCAUCUGGACCGAACCCAGACCAUCUCCCCCCGCCGGGCUUCGAUGACAUGUACCUGUGAAGGCCUCAAGAAUGUAACAUCCCAGCCUCCCCUCCACUCUCCUGGAGCUGCCAUCGCCGGCCCCACCAGCAACCGUGUUCUUGCGGGCUGGGGGCAAAGGACUCUGCCCAUGUGUUUGCAGGCUGGCUGGGAUUGCCUCCCCGACCCUUAUCAGAGCCAAGGUACAGCAGCCCUCCACCUGGCUGCACAUAGGUCCCAAAGAGAAAUCAGCGUGUCUCUCCCACCACCAGAGAGACUCCGGCAACAUACACCCUCCACCUGAUGCUAUAAGAACAGAACGCAUUUUGGAUGUUAUUAUUGAGAACCAAAUGUCAAUACAGAGUCCGUGUUGCCAGUCUCCCACUUUUCUUUCUACAUUAAUGCAUAGCUCCUUCCAGUUUUGAGAAUUUAGGCUCUGAGACUAUAGGACUGAAUAGCUCCUCCCAUCUGAACCCAUUCUUCUCGACCUCCCCUUUCAUGUCACUGUUGCUCCUGACGUUACUGAGAUGAAUCUAGCUACAUGGAUGGCAGUGAGUGACUGUAAUUCCCAUAGGUCACAAGGAUGACUCUCACAAGGACAGGCACGUUGUGCAAAGACUGUAUAUCAUUGUGAUGAGAGCAAAAUCUCCUGGCCAUUCCUGUUCUGGGCCAACCCUCUGGAUCGCCUGGGCCUGGACAGCAGUGGCCUAUAAGCAGAGGAAUAAACAGAAUUUAAUCACA